ACUGCUCCUAAACACACAUCAACACCAUGGACAUACUGUCUACUGAAACUCAGAACCUGAAGCGGAUCAAGGAAGUGGAGAAUGCUUUUAGCCCACCGGGGGAGAAACUUUCCAAACCAAAUCGAAUUCUAGUGGGAGAAGGCAUCCUGACGAAGCAAAAUCGCAAGAAGAGGGAGCAGAAAGCCUUCUUCCUUUUUAACGAUAUCCUUGUGUACGGCAGCAUCAUUGUUAACAACCGCUGGUACAAGAACCAGAAGACCAUCCCUUUAAAGGACAUCAAGCUGGAGGACAUGGAGGAUGAUGAAGACUUUAAGCACAUGUGGCUGAUCUGUACUCCUAGCAAGUCCUUCUUCCUCUCUGCCCCCACUUACAAGGAGAAGAAAGCCUGGAUGACACACAUCGAGCUUUGCCAGAGCUCCCUGUUGAAGGGGCAAGUCCCAAAUCAAAACCUCAACUUUGCCAAAUCCUGGAUCCCUGACCAGGCUGAUCAGAAAUGCAUGCGCUGUUUCAUCACCUUCACCGCAACAAACCGGCGACACCACUGCAGAAAGUGUGGCUUUGUUGUGUGCAACAAUUGCUCCAAGGAUCGAGCCCGAAUCAACCACAUUGACCCCAAGAAACUGCUGCGUGUCUGCAAGCCCUGCAGCAAAACAUGUAAUGAAGAAGAGACUUCUCGCACCAGGUUUUACAGUGUCGGCUCUGGCGGUGGUGCGGAAGAGUUAUUUAGUGAUGAUGAGUAAUCACAGACAAAUCCUUACAUAAAAACACAUAGUCGGUUUAAACGUCAGUUAUGUAACAUAAACUUAAUAUUAUGUGUCCCCUUUUGGAGAAUAAGUAGCCGUAGCCAAGUAAGUAAGGUGAGAUAUUACAGAGAGCAUCAGGAAUCCCUGUUAGGAGAAGCGUGUGUGAAUUGAAAUAGUUCAACUGUCCUCAGCAGGAAGGGAGGGGAUGGAAACUUGUCAUCCAUCACCUAUAUGUAAUAUGAAGGUGUUGAUAAGACCUGCCAAGACAGGAGAGAAGCAAAACACAACCACUAAACAAAGGCUGUUGGACUUUUGAUUGGUAAAGAGAUAAAGCUAGGCCUGCUGCAAAAGGUUUAAGGUCCUACACACAAAGUAUUUCAAAAGAAAGCAAUUUUCUGAACUUAUCAUCAAAAAUGUAAAUGUCAAGCCAAAUGUACACUAACGUGGAUUUGAAUCAUGUUUUUAUUCAAUGUUUACAGUUAAACAAGUCAAAUUGUAGUAAAACUGCGUCUGCAACUUUAUA
Molecule: messenger RNA, 1266 nt
Organism: Cyprinodon variegatus (sheepshead minnow)
Lineage: Eukaryota; Metazoa; Chordata; Actinopteri; Cyprinodontiformes; Cyprinodontidae
Product: pleckstrin homology domain-containing family F member 1-like
Exons: 2
Coding region: 27-740 (237 amino acids)
Molecular function (GO): metal ion binding; phosphatidylinositol binding
Source: RefSeq, a predicted model, not a curated record